CAAGCCUCACGCUUUCCCACCGUGACCUCAGUCCGUCGUUGAGCCAAUGCACGCCUCCUAGCAUUAGCUUUAAUGAAAGCUGGUGGGAGACAAUCAUAAAUACAUCAAACUUUAUAUCGGCUGCUGUAUUUAACCUGCGACUAUUUAUCCUCGCACGUAGCUGACCCACCCAUUCAUCCGACAGCAGGGUUAGCAGGAGACAUGGCCGCUAUCGACGAGCUUUCUCCAGCUGCGGGCCCAGUGUCUACCCGGCCCCCUGAAGACGAGAUUGACGACGACGAAGAUGAGGACCUGGAUGAGACUCUGAUGGAGAGACUGUGGGGCCUGACAGAGAUGUUUCCUGACACAGUUCGUACAGCUGCUGAGGUGUCUGCACAAUGCUCCGUCUCACUUGCAAAGAAGUUGUAUAGUUUUUCCCGCUCGGCGCUCUGGGUUGGCACUACCUCCUUCAUGAUCCUUGUGCUGCCUGUCGUGUUUGAGACAGAAAGACUACAGCUGGAGCAGCAGCAGCUACAACAGCAGAGACAGAUCCUGUUGGGGCCCAACACUGGAAUGUCUGGUGGGAUGCCGGGCAUGAUGCCUCCUGCACCUGGCAAGAUGUGAGAGACGGCGAGGAGUCAACAUGAAUCUGAGAUCCACUGUAGAGAUGCAGCAUGGCCGGCCACAAGGAGAGACAGAGAGACCAUAGAGAAGACCAAAGAACUGAAGUUAAAUGUGAAAGAAGAAACCGCUGUAUGCCAACAGUGCUACAUUCUGCUCACUCCAACUGAUGGAUUAGCUAAUGUGAUCAGAGGAGAACGUGAUUUUUCAUACACUUCUCCCUCGCUGUCUCUCCUUACUCCAACAUCAUGCAAAGACUUUUUUCCCAGGAGCACUGCUUCUGUUUUGUUUUUCUUUUUUAAAAUAUUAUAUCGACAUAAAUAAUGUGUUCUUUAGGGAGCAGCAGGUACAGGUGGAUGCAUUGAUUGGAGAAAAAAUUAGGAGUUAACCAAUUUUUUGUCUUGGUGUUAGCAGUUUGAAAAACCCUUAUGUACAGUAUGUUGGAUGUUUUUACUACCGUGUUUACUGGUUUCCCUUCUGUGUGGUAAAAUAUGCUAAAAAUGUCUGAAAGCCAUGUCUCAUGCAUUUUGGAGGAAACUGAACACAACAUAAUUUGAUAAGAAUGUUGCCUACAGAACAGUCUGAAGUUCUUACAGCAAAAUGACAGUCAGUGUGAUAUCUGUCUUUACAUUUGUCACAGCUCACCAUUGUACUAUGGAUGUAUAGUAGGAAUACAAUGCAUCUCACUUUGAAUCUGCCACAGCAGCUAGUUUUAUUAUGCUUCUUUGAUUGCAAAAACAGGGAUUACAUAAGACAGCAACACGUGUUGGAUUAAGAUGCUGGUUAUCUCUCCAUUGAUGGCACAAGAAAUGCAAAAUAGCUUAGUCAUCUAACAAAAGGAACCUUUUUUUGGACAAAUGUGCCUGUGGUGGUUUAUAAGAAUUGACACCAUAUAAAAUGCCCAGUCUUAAGAGAAAGUGUCUUUCUGUUGUCAUACAUGUGAUAUUUAGAAUUCACAGUACCUUAACCCAUUUCAGUAAACAAAGCCAUAUUUCUGUUUGUGUUCAACGACUGCUAUAAUUAAAACACCAAAUCAAA
This is a messenger RNA of Cheilinus undulatus (humphead wrasse), 1638 nucleotides long. RefSeq names its product translocase of outer mitochondrial membrane 22 homolog (yeast) (gene tomm22). Gene Ontology annotation, cellular component: mitochondrial outer membrane. NCBI's taxonomy places the organism in Eukaryota, Metazoa, Chordata, Actinopteri, Labriformes, Labridae. The record is from RefSeq and is a predicted model, not a curated record. The transcript is spliced from 4 exons. The coding region runs from base 202 to 603 and encodes 133 amino acids. Gene Ontology annotation, biological process: intracellular protein transport.